This is a messenger RNA of Macrobrachium nipponense, 1239 nucleotides long. RefSeq names its product collagen alpha-2(VIII) chain-like. Bases 1 to 1239 code for a protein of 412 amino acids. Lineage: Eukaryota; Metazoa; Arthropoda; Malacostraca; Decapoda; Palaemonidae. The record is from RefSeq and is a predicted model, not a curated record. The transcript has a single exon.
AUGGCCAUUUCAAAUGUCCCCGGGCACGUAGCGGUCCUUGCACACCCGUCCUGGGACACUAUGCGGGACUCGCCCGCCUGUCCCGGGACAUGUGGCGGGCCUCGCCUGCCCGUCCCCAGAUGCGUGGCAGGCCCCGCCCGCCCAUCCCUGGAUGCGUGGCGGGCCCUGCCCGCCCGUCCUGGGACAGGAGGGCGGUGCCCGCCACGUUUUCCAGGACGGGCAGGCAAGGCCUGCCACGUGUCCCAGGACGGGCGGGCAGGGCCACUCAUGUGUCCCGGGACUCCCAGGAUGGGCAGGCGGGGCCCGCCACGCGUCCUGGGAUGUCGGGCGGGGCCCGCCACGUGUCCUGGGACUCCUGGGAUGGGCAGGCAGGGCCCACCACGCAUCUGGGGAUGUACAGGCGAGGACCGCCACAUGUCCCGGUACAGGCUGGCCCUGCCCGCCCACCACGGGACUCAUUGCGGGCCCCACCCGCCUGUCCCAGGACGUGUGGUGAGCCUCGCCCUCCUGUCCUCUGAUGUGUGGCGGGCAUCGCCCACACAUCCCGGGACAUGUGGUGGGCCUCGACCCCCCGUCCCAGGACACGUGGCGGGCCUAGCCCACCCAUCCCAGGACACAUGGCCAGCCUUGCCCACCAAUCCCAGUACGUGUGGUGGGCCUUGCCCGCACGUCCCAGGACAUGUGGCGGGCCUCACCCGUCCGUCCCGGGACACGUGGCGGGCGCCGCCCGCCUGUCCUGGGACAUGUGGUGGGUCUCGCCCAUCCAUCCCGGGACACGUAGCAGGUCUCGACCGCCCGUCCCGGGACACAUGGCAGGAGCUGCCCGCCCAUCCCGACAAGUGGCGGGCCUCACCCGCACGUCCCAGGACACAUGGCAGGCCUUGCCUGCAAGUCCCGGGACACCUGUCGGCCGCUGCCCGCCCAUCACGGGACACUUGGCGGGCCACGCCCGCCCAUCCCCGAACACGUGGUGGGCCCCACCCACCCAUCCUGGGACGCGUUGCGGGCCCUACCUGCCCGUCCUGGGACGCCCUGCUGGUCCCGGGAUGCAUGGCAGGCCUCGCCCGCCCAUCCCGGGACGCGUGGCGUGCCCCUCCCACCCGUCCCGGGACGUGUGACUGGCCCUGCCCGCCUGCCCCAGGACACAUGGUGGGCCCCGCCUUCCCAUUCCGGGACACUUGGCAAGCCCCACCCAUCCGUCCUGGGACGCCUGGCAGGCCCCGCCUGCCCGUCCCGUGA